Messenger RNA from Megalopta genalis, 1280 nucleotides. NCBI's taxonomy places the organism in Eukaryota, Metazoa, Arthropoda, Insecta, Hymenoptera, Halictidae. The record is from RefSeq and is a predicted model, not a curated record.
GCCGACAGCUCAUGCGCAGUCUCAGUUGUGCUUCACGUUGUACAAGGGCAGUUAUAUUAUUACAUGUGUGAUGUCAUUUUCAUUCUGUGCAUUAUUAUGCUGUUGUGAUUUACUUUGAGAACAGUGUCGACAGUUUCUACAGCUAAUAUCUAUUGUUCUACGCCACCCUAAUCACGGAUACAUUGUUUUCUUGAAGAUGAAUGAAUUUUAAACGAUAACACAGCAAAGGACGAAGAGUUUUGAUAUCGUCAAUCUAAUUGGAGUCAUCAAUACGAAAUGAUGAAUUUUGAUGGAGAAAAAGGAUCCACGAGAUUCUUGUCCUCACGAAAUAUUUGUUGCUGUCAAGCAACAGCUAGAUAUAACAGUUCAAAAGCGCUUAGAUAUUUCGCAGGUCUUCUGAUUUUGAUUGUCCUGCCAGCUGAGCUUAACGAGAAGUAUGGAUGAAUUACAAAAUGUCAAUGAUAGUGAUAUGAGUCAGUGUACAUAUGAUAAUCACAAUAGUAAUAACAACAACAGAUUGUUGGAGUAUCUUGGUUUGGAUAAUCGUACCAAUGAUCCACUCAGUGAACCAGAAGUAACUAUGAACUUGAAUGAAGGUUCUACACAGCUACCGCUUCAUCCACUAGAAGAGUUGGAAGAAGAUAUGUUUGAUUAUGAUACUGAUAUUUCAUUACAAGAUGUAAAUACAGAAUCUAAGGAGCAAGUUGUACCAUGUAGUCAGCUGAGUACCAGCUAUAAAUACCCUGAGGAGCUUACUAUAUCAGACGAUGAGGUAGAUGAAGGCAUAUUCGAAGAUGAACCAGUGUCUAAUUUGGUGUUAUUGAGCGAUAACAAUACACAUGACUCUGAACCUCCAUGAAUCACUACACAGUGCAAUCGAUAUGUUUUUGUACAGCACUGCCACGUGCUCAUGUGCUAAUUUGCUAUGCAAUAUCCUGUACUAUUCAAAUUUUCUAUUGAUCAGGUUCACUGAAUACACUGAGUUUGUUAAAAAUUUAAAUAAAUUGAUUUACUAUCUAAAUAAUAUCAACCACAAGCUCUCUUUAGAGACAAAUACUUGGUAAAAGAUAUGUAAUACUGUUGCAGAAUGUAUCAUUGUUAUAAUGUUAUACGAUAUAUAAAUGUAUUGUAUAUCUACAAAGCAAUAAUAUAAGAAUAAAUAUAGUAAAAAAUAUAAAAUAUUUUACUACAUGUUGUAUUCAGUCUUAUUAAAUGUGGGACAUUAUAAUAAAUUGUGUAUGCAGAAAACAAAUAAGCAAAUAAAUGAAUCAAUUAGUGAA